AUGCCUGGCAGACCGCUGCUUUUCGACUUGCGCGGUCCGAAGGAGACCAUCUGUAGGGCAUGCUUGCUUAGUCUACCAAAGCGAGUGCCACAGGCAUGGACGGCAACUUACAGCAGCGCUGCGAACCGCAGACGAGCGCCGCGCACCCAGGCCAGGAGACCGUCUUCUUUGCGCGCCGCGCGCGGCAGGGCGGCAGCAAGCGAGAUCGAUGACACCGCGAUGCAAGAAUACAUGGCAGCAGCAAGGAAUGCAACCACAGUCAACGCCAAUAUUUCGGGCCUGGACGGAGGAGUUCGGUUCUUUGAGCAAAGCGGGCAGACGCGCCAGCAGCUCCCAGACGAGACGGCUUUUCAAAAAUCGAUAGAUGCUUUCGAUACGAACGAGCUUAAAGGAGCUCUCGAAGAUAUGAAGAACACAAUAAAGGGCGAGGAAGAGAAGAAGGCUUUUAGCGAAGUCAUGGGCCAGCUCGAAAAGGUAUUUGGCCAAAUCGAGGGGGGCAAGGACCUGGAAAAGUUCACAGAGCAAAUGGACGAAUACUCGAGAUCAAUCGACCGAGAGAUUGAAGAAGCGACUUCCGAUUUACCACAAGAGGUGCGCGAGUCGAUAGACCUGGGCCUGCCCGAGUUAUCGGAAGACCUGCCACUUCCACUCCGUGGCAUGAAGAGCUCAAGCCCCCAAGUUGUAGACGGCCCUUGGUCGCUGAAUCAGCGGCGCAAGAUUGUUCGUCUAAAUGAUGCUAUUACUCGAGUUCAUAAAAGCAUGCAGGAGGUGCCUGGACCGGCAAAGAAGGAAAUUGUGGCUAUAUACAAAGCAUAUCAUGCGGCAAGACUCGCUCUAGCUCACAGUUGGAGCCAUGUUCCCCUCGAAGUGUGGGACUUUGUCUGGAAAGUCUUUUCUGUCGACGAAAGCAUCAAUAUCCACCGGCUUGCGCACAUUUCCAUGCUUGCUAGAGACAUGAGUGAGGCCAAGGUCCCAUUCAGUCCGCCGCAGCAGCUUCUGGCCAUUGAAGCCAUGUUUAUGGAGGGCUGGGAGGAUAGGGCGGUGGACAGCUGGAGGCGAUGCAUGGGCACACUGGGCCAGGAGAGCUCUGAGACUUACAAGGAGUUUUGGGAGCUUGGCGUUCGAAUGUACUGCAGGACCGGAAACUUGGAGCAAGCACAGAGAGCUGCCAAGAAGCUCGUCGAUAAGCGUAUGGACGCCCGCAUUCUCUUGCCACUUAUUCGUUCGCUGUCAGAGCAGAAUACAAAAGAGAGCAGGCAGCAGGCUUGGGAUACCUAUCGGCAUAUGCGAGACUUGCUUGGAAAAUCAAUGAAGCUCGGCGAUUACGACAAGGUUGUGGCCUACUUUCUGACCACAGGCCAAACAGAAAAUGCGUUGUACGCCUUUGUCGAUAUGAUGAGCGACGGGCAGAUUGACCUGACUGUGCAAAAGUACAUGCCCUCUGUCAUUGCCAACAAGUUCUUCGUUGGCAAGUGGCUGAAGCGCUUGAUCGGCGCUGGUGACGUUGAUGGAGCGCACAGUGUGUUAGAAUUCAUGCGCACAAAGGGCGUCGAAGCGUCGCCCAUUCAGGUCAACGGUUUGAUCGGCGCCUGGCAGCGCUCUGGCGGGGCCCAAGAUCUGGAGAGGUCGGAGCAGGUUGCGUGGGAGAUGAUUCAGAACCGCAUCCAGUUUGUCCAGGCACGAAAGACCAAGUCAAACAAGGACCUGAAGAAGACGAGCAAAUCUGGACCGGCAUCGCUACCCCGCGCCACGCUCGAGACGUUUUGCAUCCUUGCCGAAAACUACCGCCUGCGCGAGCUGCACGAUCAGCUCGGGGCCUUGUGGGAUGCUUUCCGCGACUCGGAAAUCAGCCCCGACGCAUUCAUGAUGAACCAGCUUCUGGAAUCGCACAUUCAGGUGGGCCAGCACAGCAAGGCCCUCGAGCUCUACGACUUCCUCGUCACGGAGCGCGGCGUCAAGCCCGAUCCAUACACGUUUAGCGCCCUGUGGAAAACGCUGGCCGUGAACCGGAUGCACAUUCUCUCGCCUGACAUGUCGGCGGCGGCGACGGCGUCCACGCGGCAGCUAUUUGCGCAAACGGCAGCCUGCCGGUCCGUGUUCGGCGCCGACGGCAUGGACGGGCAGCUCGCGCGAAAGAUCUUGCACUCGUUCCGCCGCAUCCGCGACCAGGCGGGCUUCGUCGUCGCGCUGACGGCGCUGCGCGACGUCUUUGCCUUUGUGCCGACCGAGAUGCUCGUCCUCGAGCUCGUUCUCGGCACGACCAAGCUCUCGUGGGACGCGCCGACGCAGCGCCGCAAGCUGUUGCACGCCAAGCGCGACAUGGAGCGCGACCUGAUGAGCUGGUGCGCGGGCGACAUAGACAAGCUCGAGGGCGAGAACAGGGGGGUCGCCCUAUUUGAGUAUCUGCAGAGGAGCAGCCUGGCGCAGCUGGGUGGCGAGGAGGCGCGGGAAGCACUCGCGGCUGCGUCCAAGGAGAUGGGCGUGUACGAUAUACUAAGGCCAGAUAUGAUAACUGGGGUUGUUGAGCCUUGA
Akanthomyces muscarius is the source of this 2532-nucleotide messenger RNA. RefSeq lists its product as uncharacterized. The record is from RefSeq and is a predicted model, not a curated record. Bases 1 to 2532 code for a protein of 843 amino acids. Gene Ontology annotation, molecular function: protein binding. NCBI's taxonomy places the organism in Eukaryota, Fungi, Ascomycota, Sordariomycetes, Hypocreales, Cordycipitaceae. The transcript has a single exon.